AUGGCUUUGGCUCAACCUCAGCAAAUGAUACGGGCAUAUAAAGAGCUCGGAACCCCCUUCUUUUCCCGCCAGCCUUUUUGGCCAAACAACGAGCAGCCACAGCCGCGAAGUGUGAAGGGCGUUUAUAUGAGAUGGAGGCGAGAGAGACUCCACUAUUUUCACCUUGUCAUCAAGAUACCGCAGAUUUCUGCCAAAAAUGCCUGGUAUAGGGUACGCGGCGGAUUUCAGUUGAGAACGGUUCUACCGUUCCUCUUUCCCCUGUCCUUUGUUUAUUUUUGGAACAACGCAGAUGUCGAGAGAGGAGGAAAAGCCACCAUGACCAACCACUGUAAGCCGGAACUUUACGAAGUAGUUUUACUGGACUUAGCUUUGAAACAGCUGGAGGGCGCGUUAAGUUAG
This is a messenger RNA of Histoplasma capsulatum G186AR, 399 nucleotides long. RefSeq lists its product as uncharacterized. Lineage: Eukaryota; Fungi; Ascomycota; Eurotiomycetes; Onygenales; Ajellomycetaceae. The transcript has 2 exons. Bases 1 to 399 code for a protein of 132 amino acids. The record is from RefSeq and is a predicted model, not a curated record.